AUGACAACGAGCAGUGCAACCUCCCAACCGAUCACCACUUCAUCUGGAGCAACUAGCAGCACCACCCAGGCCCCCACCUCUACAACCCAAUCCCAGACCGUCACCACAGGAGCCUCCACCUCCCAGUCCCCAAGCACCGCUUCUGGGGCCACAACAAUGACCACACAGUCCGCUACGACCAACAUCAACAGCCCCAGCCAGUCUGCAAGCUCCACCACCUCAGGAGGUACAGCAUUCAACACCACCACCCAGUCUCUCACAACUACAGCCACCUCAGGAGGCACUGCAGUCAACACCACCACCAACACUCAGACACCCUCCAACACAACACCAGGAGGCAGCUCAGCAUCCACCACAACCACCCAGCCUCUCACAACUACAGCCACCUCAGGAGGCACUGCAGUCAGCACCACCACCAACACUCAGACACCCUCCAGCACGACACCUGGAGCGGGAUCAGCAUCCAUCACAACCACCCAGCCUCUCACAACUACAGCCACCUCAGGAGGCACUGCAGUCACCACCACCACCAACACUCAGACACCCUCCAACACAACUCCAGGAGGCAGCUCAGCAUCAACCACAACCACCCAGCCUCUCACAACUACAGCCACCUCAGGAGGCACUGCAGUCAGCACCACCACCAACACUCAGACACCCUCCAACACGACACCUGGAGCGGGAUCAGCAUCCACCACAACCACCCAGCCUCUCACAACUACAGCCACCUCAGGAGGCACUGCAGUCAGCACCACCACCAACACUCAGACACCCUCCAACACGACACCUGGAGCGGGAUCAGCAUCCAUCACAACCACCCAGCCUCUCACAACUACAGCCACCUCAGGAGGCACUGCAGUCACCACCACCACCAACACUCAGACACCCUCCAACACAACACCAGGAGGCAGCUCAGCAUCCAUCACAACCACCCAGCCUCUCACAUCUACAGCCACCUCAGGAGGCAUUGCAGUCACCACCACCAACACUCAGACACCCUCCAACACGACACCUGGAGCGGGAUCAGCAUCCAUCACAACCACCCAGCCUCUCACAACUACAGCCACCUCAGGAGGCACUGCAGUCAGCACCACCACCAACACUCAGACACCCUCCAACACGACACCUGGAGCGGGCUCAGCAUCCAUCACAACCACCCAGCCUCUCACAACUACAGCCACCUCAGGAGGCACUGCAGUCAGCACCACCACCAACACUCAGACACCCUCCAACACGACACCUGGAGCGGGCUCAGCAUCCAUCACAACCACCCAGCCUCUCACAACUACAGCCACCUCAGGAGGCACUGCAGUCAGCACCACCACCAACACUCAGACACCCUCCAACACAACACCAGGAGGCAGCUCAGCAUCCAUCACAACCACCCAGCCUCUCACAUCUACAGCCACCUCAGGAGGCACUACAGUCACCACCACCACCACCACCAACAUUCAGACAUUCUCCAACCCCACACCAGGAGGCGGCUCAGCAUCCAACACAAACAGCCAGUCUCUCACAACUACAGCCGCCUCAGGAGGCACUACAUUCACCACCACCACCAACAUUCAGACACUCUCCAACUCCACACCAGGAGGCGGCUCAGCAUCCAAUACAACCACCCAGUCUCUCACAACUCAGUCCACCACAACAACUUACCCAUCUGGAGGUAUUGCAGCCACCACCACCUGAUAUCCCAUCACAACUAGCACCCCGGGAGGCUGACUGCCACUAACCAGUCCCCCACAUCCACCAACUCAACAAUCACUGCCAAUUCUUCACCUUCAAUAUCUAUCACUUCUAAUUCUCCUCUUUUUCUUUAGCUUCUACCACAGCCAUGAACCAGUCCAGCCUCGCCACGACGGCCUCAGGUGGAAUGACCAAUGGAACCAC
Messenger RNA from Platichthys flesus (European flounder), 1890 nucleotides. Its product is annotated as mucin-2-like. The record is from RefSeq and is a predicted model, not a curated record. The coding region runs from base 1 to 1689 and encodes 562 amino acids. Lineage: Eukaryota; Metazoa; Chordata; Actinopteri; Pleuronectiformes; Pleuronectidae. The transcript is spliced from 2 exons.